This is a messenger RNA of Megalops cyprinoides (Indo-Pacific tarpon), 1915 nucleotides long. Its product is annotated as cell adhesion molecule 2-like. The transcript has 11 exons. Bases 274 to 1593 code for a protein of 439 amino acids. The record is from RefSeq and is a predicted model, not a curated record. NCBI's taxonomy places the organism in Eukaryota, Metazoa, Chordata, Actinopteri, Elopiformes, Megalopidae.
GAGACGACAGAGGCUCAGGCUGUACAAUACUGUUCCGUAGCGAAAGCAUCCCUCUCUAUCGCUCAGUUACAGUGACAGUGUCUCAGCACCAGGGUCCGGGAAAAGCUCUGGGACUUGAGUGAGGAGCCGAAGUCAUUCCCGUACGAGGAGCCUAUAUAAUUCCCUGCUGUUUGAAACUGAACGCCUCACCUGGAUAAAACCGUCUUCAUACGGAAAGGAAAAGAAUAACUGAGUCGGGCGCCAGCACAGUUGGCUGAAGGAAGCUAGAAGAAUAUGAUUCUCAAGCAACAUUUUCUCUUUGCCCUUUAUAGCGUCUGUGGGAUCAUUCUAAAAGCGGCUGCAACAAAAAACAAAGUGAGAGGUAGCCAGGGUCAGUUCCCUAUCACUCAGAAUGUGACAGUGUCAGAGGGAGGGACAGCCAACAUGACCUGCCGCGUGGACCACAAUGACAACACCUCCCUCCAGUGGUCAAACCCGGCACAGCAGACCCUCUUCUUUGGGGACAAGAAAGCCCUGAGGGACAACCGGAUCGAGCUGGUGAGGGCAUCGUGGCAGGAGCUGACCAUCAGCAUCAGUGAGGUCACUCUCUCAGACGAGGGACAGUACACCUGCUCUCUCUUCACCAUGCCCGUCAAGACGGCCAAGGCCUUCCUCACUGUGCUGGGAGUUCCAGAGAAACCUCAGAUCGCUGGAUUCACAAAGCCAGCCAUGGAAGGUGAUGAAAUUACACUGACCUGCGUAACCUCUGGGAGCAAGCCUGCUGCUGACAUUCGAUGGUUCAGAAAUGAGAAGGAGAUCCAAGGUGCCAAGGAGGUGAAUGCCAGUGGAAAGACGUUCACGGUACGAAGCACCCUGCAGCUCCAGGUGGACCGCAACGAUGACGGGGUGGCUUACACCUGCAGGGUGGACCAUGUGUCCCUGACCCCCUCGUCCCACCAGGUCACUGAGGUCCUGGAGGUUCACUAUGCCCCACGUGUGGAAAUCACACACUCGCUGACAUUCCCACAGGAAGGGCAGUACUUGAAACUAGAGUGUGUGUCCAAAGGAAAUCCACUACCCGACCCAGUGCUAUGGACGAAAGAUGGCGGGGAGUUGCCUGAUAUUGACCGUAUGAUUGUGGAGGGCAGGGAACUGACCAUCACGUCCCUGAACAAGACGGACAAUGGCACAUACCGCUGUGAGGCCAGCAACCACCUUGGUACCAGCAGUGCUGAAUACAUCCUCUUCGUAUAUGAUGUCCUCCCCUCAAUGCCUCCAUCUUCAACAUCCCCCUCUCCACCCACUUCUCCAGUCAUGAUCGUUCUCUCAGACACCCACGCCACCAAACCUGCAGCCACUGGCAUUCUCCGAGAUCCCAAUGCUCUGGAACAGACUGGACCUGACCAUGCUGUAAUUGGGGGAGUAGUCGCUGUAGUUGUUUUCAUCACCUUGUGUUUGAUCAUUGUACUUGGACGAUAUCUGGCUAGGCAUAAAGGGACCUACUUAACGAAUGAGGCCAAAGGAGCAGAGGACGCCCCUGAUGCAGACACAGCCAUCAUCAACGCCGAAGGAAACCAGGCACAUGCAGAGGAAAAAAAAGAGUACUUCAUUUAAAACCCCGGCUCUCUUUUUAGCCUUUCAAAAAUGUUUUACAUAGAAACUGGUUGGCAGCAGAAGCUCAUUUCCUAUUCAAGUCGUCACAAUGUUGGCCUGCUCCUUUAUCCUCUCCCCUUUUCUUUUCCUUCAUUUUUCUUCCCUCUCGAAAGUUCAUUUUUGUUUUAAUCAAGGCCAAUUUGUACCACCAACUAGCAGCUGAAGAUGUUGCCUCUUUCUAUUCACAUUGUGUAGUAAAGGAAAACCUCUAGAGCCAUUUAGAGCCUAACCACUCACCCUGGCAUCCCAUUCUUUUGACAUGUCUUCACAGUGCCUAAAUAUA